CUUUAAUGUUGCUCACAAGACCCUAAUGAUCUAAUCUGAUUCCCACAAAUGGUUCCUACAAUUAAAUACAUUUGACACUUCAACGCAAUGGAUUUUUAUCAUAGUAGUUGGUUGAGAUUAGACGUACUCUGCUAAAUUAACUACCGCAUCUGCUGCACUGUAACGUUUCGUUAUGUAAACAAUGCAAUGGACGAGAGCGAAGACGUGCUUCAGGGUUCCCCUAUGAUUCACGGAAAAGAGAAAGCACGAUCACGAAUGGACAGGACUGGGCCCUCUACGAGUAGCAGUCAGACAACAGGGACCCCCCCUCUCACCUAUGGACCCACUGAACACAUUGUCUAACUUUGAGUCAGAGAUGGAGCCAGACGGACAGGGAAACUACUCUCUCUUCCCUGCCUUGGAUAACAUGGCCAGCCUGGCCGGAGCUACAGAGGUGCUAGAGACUGAACCACCCAGUGAUGUUGCAGACAAGCCUAAUCUCACAUGGCUUGAUGCCGCUCAGAUUGUGCUUGAGGAGGCUGGACGUCCAAUGCACAUCAAGGAGAUCAAACAGCGGAUUGUUGACAGGGGAUUGGUUCAGUCCAAUGCGAAGUCAAGCCUUGAAGCUGUUAUGUACCGUGAGACACAGAAAGGGAGCAGGAGAUUCAAGAGGAUUGAGAACAGAAAUGGCGUCUUUGCACUGUUGAACGACGACGAGCGACAGCAGGCUCUACAGUCCUUCACCCCCCAGUCUUUCCUAGGGUCUCCACCUCAGUCAAACUUCUCCAGCUCAGGCUCUGCUGCCUCUCUACCCACCUUCCCCUCCCCGACGGGCCUGUCUGAGACCAGGCUUAAGGCCAAGAAAGGCCCACGCAAGAACCAGAAUGAAAAGUACAGAUUGAAGUAUCUCCGAUUACGCAAAGCAGCACAGGCCAUGAUAUUUGAAAAUGCUGCUCUUUGUGAUGAAGUUGCCCACUUGGAGGAUAAAUUUGUACGAGCAAAGGAGGAGCGCAGGUUCUUACUAAAGUCACUGUUGCAGUAUCAGUCUGUGUCAGAGGGGGAGUUGCUCACUGCUGGCAGUACCAACUCUCACUCCCCUGUGACCUUCAGCUCUGGGCCAGCAGGAGCAUCAGCCCCACCCGGGAGUCAUAACCUGUCCUCUGGGGCAGAGGAGGGCCUGUCCAAGAGGCCUAAGAAAGAACGAAAGGAACGAGGGAGGGAAAACGGAAAAGAAUGCAGUCCUAAGAAGAUGUCAAAAAAGCGUAAGCUUGCUGUGGGAGGGUCUCGGAAGCUGGUUCAGCCAAUCGCUCUGGACUCCUCAGGACGCCCUGUCUUUCCCAUAGUUCUUGGGGGUCUGACUGUGUAUAGUCUAGGGGAGAUCAUCACAGACAGGAUGCUGUUCCAUGACCAGUGUGCCAUCUACCCAGUGGGAUUCUGCAGCACCCGUUUCUUCGCCAGCAUGAAGAGUCCUGAUCAGCAAUGCCUCUACACCUGCCAGAUCAAAGACGGGGGUGUUGGCCCACAGUUUGAGAUAGUGCCUGAGGAAGACCCUCAGAACGCCAUAGUCGCCUCCUCUGCACUCACCUGCCAUACCAACCUGCUUAAGGCCAUUGCUGCACAAAGGUCUAAACCAGUGGCCCACAUUUUGCCGUCGGGUGCAGACUUCUUUGGCUUCUCUCACCCCACCAUCCAGAACCUCAUCCAGAGCUGCCCGGGCGCACGCAAGUGCAGCAAUUAUCAGUGGAUCCGUUUUGAGGUGUGUCGCCCGGGGGAUGGCCAGGUUCCACACAGCUUGUCUGAGGACGAUGCCUCUGUCAACUUCGAGGCCUACCAGAGACUCCAGGGCUUUGAGGACAGCAUCAAGGUGGAACACAAUCUAGUAGGUCUGACUCCACAAACCCAUGGCUCCCCUCACCAGCAUCUACUGAACCCAUCCACCUUGCAGCCUUCUACGUCCACAUCUUACUUUAGUCCCUGAUCCACAACUCACUGACCGGUGAUCUUGACUUGUUGUGAAUAAAAUAAUGAGCUCUGUG
Messenger RNA from Esox lucius (northern pike), 2015 nucleotides. It is a transcript of the gene fyrd1, whose product is annotated as transforming growth factor beta regulator 1. The record is from RefSeq and is a predicted model, not a curated record. Lineage: Eukaryota; Metazoa; Chordata; Actinopteri; Esociformes; Esocidae. Bases 317 to 1957 code for a protein of 546 amino acids. Gene Ontology annotation, biological process: regulation of DNA-templated transcription; regulation of cell cycle. The transcript is spliced from 15 exons. Gene Ontology annotation, cellular component: nucleus.